Messenger RNA from Thelazia callipaeda (thelaziosis nematode), 348 nucleotides. Lineage: Eukaryota; Metazoa; Nematoda; Chromadorea; Rhabditida; Thelaziidae. The record is from the annotation of a GenBank genome assembly.
AUGGUGCUACUAAUUUUUCUUCGUGGACGCUUGCAAACAUCACAUUUUCUUGUGAAAACUAAAAAUGAAAAAAAAUUAUACAAAAAAUUAUUAGCAUGGAAAAAAAGUAUAAACUUUCAAAAAAAUGAUCAGACAUUUGCAUUUCAUUUUACAACACUUGAAGCCAACGAACCAGAAAAUAGUGAAGAAAUUUUCAGGGAAAUUUUCGGUAUCAAACCAUUUGCACUAUGUCUUAAUGGAAAGCAGUCAUCGACUGGUGCAUAUCAUUACAAGAUGGAUUGGUUCCGUCGACGAAGUGGCCCAGUUUACGUAAUUGUCAACAUGAAAGUUUUGACGGAAAACUUUUGA